Messenger RNA from Lampris incognitus (smalleye Pacific opah), 4149 nucleotides. It is a transcript of the gene lrrc45, whose product is annotated as leucine rich repeat containing 45. The coding region runs from base 1086 to 3101 and encodes 671 amino acids. The record is from RefSeq and is a predicted model, not a curated record. Gene Ontology annotation, molecular function: protein binding. Gene Ontology annotation, cellular component: centrosome. NCBI's taxonomy places the organism in Eukaryota, Metazoa, Chordata, Actinopteri, Lampriformes, Lampridae. The transcript is spliced from 17 exons.
AAUAACAUCAGCUGUGCGAUCAGCUUUCUAUUUAUUCUCACCCAUAAAUUGUUUUUUUAUUAAUAUAUAUUAUUUCAUUUUAAAUCGCAACAAGAGCUGCUAUGUAAGUUUACUAUCCGAGAUAGAGAUGAAGCCUGCUCAGUUACCUCGCUAUCUCGCUAAUUAAUCCCAUUGUUUACAAACAUCCUCAGAGAAUAAGGUGCCGUUUAUUUACCGCAGGUCCACUAAAUUAACCAGUGACUUAUUUUUUUCAUGCCACGGAUCAGCUCACCACCCAAUACCCUCGAAUUGUUUUAAGUUUGCUCGCUUUUCUAAGUGAACGAAUCGUGGAGCUGCAGCUACUCCUAAGGUUAGUAAGUCAACAAUCUCGGCAUAGUUACCUCCAAAUAGUCAUUCGCAUAGUCAAUAGCAGUGUCUCAAGGGCCGGUCUUUGCAUGAUUAAGCUGCCAUAUUGUGCUCCAAAUCAGAAAAUGUCGUGAAUGACGAUGGACCAAGUAAUCUUUUGUGAGCUUUCAAUCAGCAAGAAAGGACUGACGGUCUUUCGCCAGCUGCCAUUCAAAAGGGUUUCCCUCAAUCCAGCCUCACAAAGGCAGCUGAUUACUACAUUUUAAACCGUGGUACUCAUGUCAUCCGCCUGCAUCCACUUGUGGUUACUUACUGAUGUUAAUGAGCCGCUAGUGAACCUAUUUAGAUGAUUAAUACAAGAUUCAGGCUUAGCGACGAGCACCGUUGGGGUGUUGGGUAUGAUUUGGAUGUGACUGGAUGACCAGAUGCAUGUCUGGAAAGGUACAGGAUAGAUGGAAAUGGUCGCUCUCUGAGAAUCCUGUGCUAUAAAAAUUCCAGUUUCCAUUCUUUGUGGAUCCACCCCAACAUAAGACUCUUUUUGAGUAUUCCCUUUUCCCUCCUUAGUUGUUUAUACGGAGAGGUGGUACUUGUCAGCAACAAGGCAAAUAGGAAGGGAACAAAAGACUAAGGACCUUUAGUAAGACAGGAAAUACUUGAGAGGAGGUGAAAGGGCAGCAAAGAGAAAAAAGUGUAUCUACCAAAAAACAAAGCUGACAAAACUGAAUACGGUGCAACCCAGGAUGGAGGACUUCAGGCGGACAUACCAGCGUAUGUGUAAAGAGGGAGGUGUGGAGGUCCAGGAGUCUGUUCUUGCCCAGCUCCAAGAGACCAGGGGCAGCUCCAGACUGGAUCUCAGUGGACAGAGCCUGUCUGUAGACACUUGCUCUGUGCUGGGCAAGGUCUUCCAAAAGGACACUGUCUUUACUGAGGUAUCUCUCAGUGACUGCAUGCUGAGUGAAGAAGGUGCCAAAGUACUCCUGAGUGGUCUGUUUGCCAAUAUGACUGUAAAAGUGCUGGAUCUGAAGGGAAAUAACCUGAGAUCAACAGCUGCUGAAGUAUUGGGGAAGUUGCUGGCACGAAACAAGACCUUGAAAAGGCUGGUCCUGGAGUGGAAUGCGGUGGGAAUUUGGGACGAGGCUUUCUCUAUGUUCUGUGAGGGCUUGGCCUCCAACAGCGUUCUGACCCAUCUGGACCUGCGCAAUAACCAAAUCAACCACCAGGGGGCCGCAGAGCUGGCUCUAUCACUGAGGAGGAACAGCUCCCUCCAAGUUCUAGAUCUGAGGUGGAACAACAUUGGUCUGUUGGGAGGCAGGUCCCUUCUGGAGGCUGUGCAACAGAACAAAACCCUAACACACCUGGAAAUAGCAGGGAACAACAUACCCAGUGACACACUCAGAGCACUGGAGCAGGCCAUCAAGCAUAAUUCGGAUAAACAGUCCACAGUGAGAGAGAGCCGCAAAAGAACACAAGUCCUCAGCAGGGAGAUUCGGCAACUGAAGGAGGAGAAGGGACGUCAGUUCUUAAACCUGAUGGAGACGAUAGACAAGCAGAGAGAGGAGAUGGGACAUUCCAGCAGAUCAACCUCUCUUCAUGUUGGCCAACUCCAAGAAGCCUUGAAUGAGAGGAAGUCAGCUGUCAACUCUAUCACGGCCAAAUUGCAGAUGACGGAGGCCGCCCUUGCACUCGCCGAGCAAAAGAACCACAACCUGGGAGAGUUGCUGGCUCGCAUUAAGACUGAGAGGGAAGAACAGAGGGAACAGCAGAGUAAAGAGAGGAAGAAAGAGCAGGAGGAAGUAGUGCUCAGAGAGAGCAAGCUCCUCAGGGAAAUACAAAACACAACAGACACCAACCUGCAACUAAAAAAUAAGGUGGAGGAGAUGGAACGCAGAUGUAAGACCCAGCAGCAGCAAAUCUUUGAGCUGAAGCAGGAACUGACCAACAGCACAGCAGAGCUCAAACUACGGCUCGCACAGGCAGAAGACCGUUUGGAGAUGGAGAAGAGGAGAACCAAACAAGCUCUAGAGGAUAUGGAUAGUCUACGGCAGAAAGAGGUGGACCAUUUGAAUCGCCAUCUGGAGGAGAGUGAGAGAACUCUGCAGGAGCGCAUCUUCAAACUGGAAGGACAACGAAUCCAACUGGAGGAGGAACUAAGCAGAGCUAAGGCAGCGUGUGUGACAGAAAGGGCCCAGGCAGAGGAGGAACUGGGCAAAGUACGCACUCAGGUCCGCCUGGAAGAGCAGCAUGUGGCAUCCUUGGAGGAGAAGCUGCGCUCAGUGCGUCAGUCCCGCCAGGAGGUCCAGGUGCACUGCUCACAACAGAAACAGACCAUUGCUGAUCUGCAGGCCAAGAACAGCCAGAAGUGCAUCGAGUUAGAUGGGCUCAGACGCAGAAUCGAGGAGUUGCAGCAGGAGUUGUCAGCAAAGGACCAGGAGAAGGUGGCUGAGGUAGCCAGGGUAAAGGUAGAGCUGCAGGAGCAGAUUGGACAUCUGCAGGCAGAGAGGACGGCACAAGGAGGACUCAAAGGGAAGAUCAGCGCCCUGGAGAGAGAGAUGAAAGCACUGACCAGUAACCACCGAGAGGCAAUCCUUGACAAAGAGAGUGAGCUCGCCUCCCUACUGGAGAAGCUGCGUUUGAGGGAGGCUGAGAUCCAGAGGAUGAGGGAAGAUGAAGCCCAGCGAGCUAGCUACCUGCAGAGUGCCAUUCUCACCUAUGUUCAGGGGUCAUCCCUGGGACACUACGGCAGCCCCAAGAAAUGACUAGCGACUAGUCAUACUUCGCCUCUGACCCCUUUUUCCCCCCAGUUACAGUGCAGGUCAUCGUUCUUGUUUACGCUUUAACUGUGACGUGGACUCAGUGCAGGGACGCUACUUCCAAAGUGCUUUACUAUCGUAUUACUUUUAUUCUCUCAUCCUUGUGACUUCCACACAAAUCUCAUCACUGGUUUGGUCCUCAGAAAGAAGUGUUCUCAACCACGGUCACUUGCAAACAAAUAUCCAUCGUAACUAGUUAUGCAAUCCUUUAUUAAAUUGUAUUUUUGUUUCAACAAGUAAAUCAUUUUUUGUGUGUUAGGAUAUUCUUGAAUAAGAUUGACUUUCUUAUUUUGUGUAUUUACAAGAUAUCAACACUUGUUUCAAACCGUAUCGACGGAAUUUUUCACUUGUUCAAAAACAUAACAUUUUAAGUCUUAGUGUCAGAAUAAAUGACUUGUUAAGAUGGACAUUUUUUGGCAAUUUUUACCAAUAUGAUGUUCAUAUUGGUAAAAUGCUUAUGCUCAAUUAUUAAGGAAAUCGCAGUGCCAGGCCGUUACCUCGACCAUUAAAUGAGAUUAAUAUUAUUCCAUUUUGUGCUUGAACUCAUCCACAAUACCCUCAGCCUUAAACCUCAUAUGUUGUUCUUUUCUUCUACUCAAGCGAUUCAUGUUCAUGCAGAUCAAAGGCUGAGUGAAAGUAUUGUUUUUAUGUUUACAUGCGUCACCGUCCAUGUCUGUUAGCAAACUAUAUCAACACAGAGAUCUGAUCCACUCAGGCUUUUAUAUGGUAUCCAGACCAAUGAAAUAAGUCGAUAUCACCUCUUAAGCUCAGAGCUAAAGAACUACAAACCAGUUAACUAGUUCGGUGUCAUGUUCCUUUUUUCUUUUUUUUAGAAAUGAUGGUUUUGGAACAACUUCAUUACAUCAAAGACAAUGCAUUUUCUAUCUUAUCAAUUUUCUGUUUAUAUCUUCAUUUUGUGGAGGAAGAUCAUGGUUUUUUUCCGUGUGUAAUGGAUAUAAUGUGAUUUUUAAGGUAUGUUUUAAUAAAGUAAUAU